AUGCAACUCCAUUUGAGGGCGAUAUUGUCCGCUGCCUUGCUGGUAUCAUCAGCGUUUGCAGCUACAAUUUCUCAGGACACUACAACCCGAGGAACGAUUGCAGCCAUUGUUGGAAACACCGAAGUGAACCAAGGUGUAUACUGGUCUAUUAUCAAUAAUGCUAUCACCAACUUCUUGGGUAGUCUUCAAGUUGAUGGUCAGCUUUUCAUUAGUAGUAACUCGAACUUGAUUGGGUUGACUGUUGAAUUACUUGGAGUUCUCAACUCUAUCACAAAUAAUGGUGAUAUUUCCUUCGAUUCAUCGAAAUCACUUUUGGCACCAAAUUACAACUUGGUGGGAUUGCUGUUUACCAAUAAUGGUAACAUGUGGUUGUCGGGAGAUGGAAGUGUUGGCACACCAGUUAUGUCCAUUACGUCUGCUUCGUGGCAAAAUAAUGGUCUUAUUGUCUUCUCUCAGAGAGUGUUGUCGAGUGGAUUUGUGACAUUGGGUGCCGCUGCUGGUUCAAUCACAAACGCUGGAACUAUCUGUUUGAUCAAUGAAGUUUACGACCAAACCACCGCUAUUUCAGGUAGUGGAUGUUUCAACAUCGGUGUUGACAGUAAUGUUUGGAUUCAAAACUCCCUUUUAUCAGUUGAUCCAAACCAAACGUUUUAUUUGAGUUCACCCUCCUCCAGUAUGAGAGUCGAGGCAUUGUCCUUGAGACAAACCUUCAAAGUUGCAGGCUUUGGAGAUGGUAACAUCUUGGGACUCAGUCUUCCAAUCACUAGCUGGAAUUAUAAUGCAGCCACCGGUAUCUUGACGUUGUCCAAUUUACUUUUAUCACAAAGAUUCAAUAUCGGUCUCGGAUACAGCCUGUCUAAUUUCGAGGUGAUUACAACGGACUUCGGAGGUGUUCUUACCACUGUCAUUAACGGAGGAAUUAGAUACAACGGUCCAGCUCCAGCACAAGCCACUCAACCAACUGCUUGUUCUCCAUGUCUUCCUCAGCCCACGCCACCUGGAAUUGACGAUGUAUCAUCAUCUGUUGUAUCGUCGUCUGCUGCUUCAUCAUCUGCUGCUUCUUCGUCUGCUCCUGCUUCGUCGUCUGCUGCUGCUUCGUCAUCUGCUCCUGCUUCGUCGUCUGCUGCUGCUUCGUCAUCUGCUCCUGCUUCGUCGUCUGCUGCUGCUUCGUCAUCUGCUCCUGCUUCGUCGUCUGCUGCUGCUUCGUCAUCUGCUCCAUCGUCGUCUGCUGCUGCUUCGUCAUCUGCUCCUGCUUCGUCGUCUGCUGCUGCUUCGUCAUCUGCUCCAUCGUCGUCUGCUGCUGCUUCGUCAUCUGCUCCUGCUUCGUCGUCUGCUGCUGCUUCGUCAUCUGCUCCAUCGUCGUCUGCUGCUGCUUCGUCAUCUGCUCCUGCUUCGUCGUCUGCUGCUGCUUCGUCUGCUGCCCCAUCGUCGUCUGCUGCUGCUUCGUCAUCUGCUGCUGCUUCGUCGUCUGCUGCUGAGUCUUCAUCUGCUCCUGCUUCGUCAGCCGCAUCUUCUGCACCUUCAUCCUCAGCAGCUUCGUCGUCAGCAGCAUCGGGAUGUGUUGGUUGCACUGAGUUCCCAACGACAUUCGUCACCACCAACACCGAUGGUUCCGUUUCCACUGAGACCGGAAACUAUGUUAUAACCACCGACCCCGCUGGUCUGUCGACAACUUACACCACUGACAUUGGCCCAAUCUGCCCACUGUGCACCCUGAUCCCAACUACCUUCGUCACCACCAACACCGAUGGUUCAGUCUCCACCGAAACAGGUAAUUAUAUUGUUACCACCAACUCGGGUGGUUCGUUGACCACUUACACCACUGACAUUGGCCCAAUCUGCCCACUGUGUACGCUGAUCCCAACUACCUUCGUGACUACCAACACCGACGGUUCAGUCUCCACCGAAACAGGUAACUAUAUUGUUACCACCAACUCGGGUGGUUCGUUGACCACUUACACCACUGACAUUGGACCAAUCUGCCCACUGUGUACAGAGAUACCAACUACCUUUGUGACCACUAACACCGAUGGUUCAGUCUCUACUGAAACUGGAGAAUACGUGGUAACCACUGACUCGGCUGGUCUGUUGACCACUUACACCACUGACAUUGGACCAAUCUGCCCAUUGUGUACUCUGAUCCCAACGACUUUCGUCACCACCAACACUGAUGGUUCCGUUUCCACUGAAACAGGAAACUACAUUGUUACCACCAACUCCGGUGGUUCGUUGACCACAUACACCACCGACAUUGGCCCAAUAUGUCCACAGUGUACUGACUUCCCAACUACUUUCGUCACCACAAAGCCAGAUGGCUCUGUUGCUACUGAAACUGGCGAGGUGAUCGUUACCACUGACUCCGCUGGACACUUGACCACUUACACCACUGACAUUGGACCAGUGUGCCCACAAUGCACUGAUUUCCCAACCACUUUCGUCACCACAAAGCCAGACGGUUCUGUUGCUACUGAGACUGGUGAGGUCAUUGUCACUACCGAUUCUGCUGGACACUUGACGACUUACACCACUGACGUGGGUCCUCUCUGUCCAAAGUGUACCGAGUUCCCAACCACCUUUGUGACCACAAAGCCUGAUGGUUCUGUUGCUACUGAAACUGGUGAGGUGAUCGUUACCACUGACUCCGCUGGACACUUGACCACUUACACCACCGACGUGGGUCCAGUCUGCCAUGUGUGUACCGAGUACACCACGGUUUGCCCUGCUUCCACUGGAACAGGACACGAGACAAGUAAGGUGAUCGUGACGACCUCUAAGGGUGAAACGAUAACAACUACUGUUCCUUGCGAUACCGUGGAGGACAUAAGUACCACUGUUGUUACAAUCACCAGCUGCAAGGACAACAAGUGUACUGCUGUUCCUGUGACCACUGGUUUGACAACCGUGACAAAGGCACACUACGUGUACACCACCUACUGUCCUUUGCCUACUGGAUCCAACUCAGGAUCUAACUCAGGAUCUAACCCAGGAUCUGGUUCCAACUCGGGAUCUGGUUCCAACUCGGGAUCUGGUUCUAACCCAGGAUCUGGCUCUAACUCUGGUUUCAACCCAGGAUCAGGAUCCAACUCUGGUUCUGGUUCUGGCUCUGGACCAGCAGCUCCAGCAGGCUCUGGAUCUGGAUCUACUCCUGGAUCCACCCCCGGCUCAGGUUCUGUGGCAGGUUCUGUAACCUCCCCUGCCGCUUCUGCCGGUCUGGGAACGUCAUCUUCGGCAACUGUUGCGGCUCAAUCCGUCACUGUAGCUGAAGGCGCUGCCUCAAUUUCAUCACCAUUCUCCUUCGUGUUUGCCACUAUGCUCUUCUUUGGCAUGUUAUUCUAA
Meyerozyma guilliermondii ATCC 6260 is the source of this 3336-nucleotide messenger RNA. RefSeq lists its product as uncharacterized. The coding region runs from base 1 to 3336 and encodes 1111 amino acids. The transcript has a single exon. The record is from RefSeq and is a predicted model, not a curated record. NCBI's taxonomy places the organism in Eukaryota, Fungi, Ascomycota, Pichiomycetes, Serinales, Debaryomycetaceae.